UCUCUCAUCCAAGCCAUUGGCCGCUCAACCAUCCUUUGCUUCAUUUUUCAAUCAUCAAUCUAAGUCCAAGCAAGAUGUUCUACCAAAAAUUGAUAAACCAGUUGUGUUCUAUCAAGGGGAGCCAGCCUUUUAUUUUACCAAUGAGGAGGUUAAAGAUUCUUGUCAGUCCUUGGAAUAUGCCUUGAUUGGCAAAUGGUCAUAUGGAAGACCUUCACUAGGGGUCAUCAAGGAGGUUAUUAGAUCCAAAUGGAAGUUGAGAGGAUAUUUUGAAGUUGGAUCUAUUGAUCAGAGGCAUAUCCUUCAGGAUUAUGUGAAAACUUGGCUUAAAAAUGCAACUUUGAUUGAAGAUUACCUGUUUAGAUUCUGCAAAUGGUUUUCUGGAUUUGUGCCUGGUAUUGAGCCUUCAAUUGUGUCUUUGUGGAUUUCUAUUGAAUUUUUUCAAGAAAUCAUAUUUGGAGUUGCUGGUAAAACCAAUAGGCAGAAUUUUGGCUUAUGAUCAAGCCACACUGUCAUUAUCUAGACCAGGUGUAGUGAGAGUUUGUGUGGAGGUUAAUCUCCAAGCUACUAAUCCACAUAGAAUUUGGAUUGAUAUGGGGGAUGAAGGAGCACGAUGGCAGAAAAUCAUCUAUGAGAGAAUAAAGAAGUUUUGUAAGAUAUGCAGAAAGCAAGGUCAUGGGGAGGAGGAAUGUCGCAAGAUGAAAUUAUCAAGUAUGCCAAAGAAUUCAGAACGUGAUCCUGCAGAUUUAAAAGAGUCCAAUAAAGAUAGAAGUCCUAAUGAUAAGAAUUCAGGAAUGCCUCCACAGCAGAGUGAGAAAGGAAAGAAGGAAGAUCAUUCCAGAAAGGAUAAUCUUUCAGCACCAUUACAGACUCAGAAUCAAGAAGAAGUGGUAUCUGUUCCAACGGUUUUAAUGGAGUCUUCAGGAAAAGAGAAUGCUGUGGGUUCUUUUAGUUUUCAAAAUGAUCAUGCAACAGAUUUGCAGUGUCAAUCAGGGCCAGUUCUGAAUUCAGUGCAAGACUCUCAGGUGCUUCACGCUGGAUUUCAUUUGGAAAAUUCAGCAACAGGAAAUACGUUCCCCAAGCAUCAUAUUAAUAAUCAGGGAGUGGAACCUGAUCUUGCCGCUGCAUCAGUUCAGCAGAAUUAUUUACAUGAUCUUCCUAAGGAGAUCGCAGGAGCUUCUAAGGGUUUGACUGAGGACAUUAUGCAACCACCUGCUGAUUGUUCAUUAGAUAGAGUAGAUAAGUGUGGCGUUGCUCAGUUGGAAGCCACAGCUGGUUCAGAGCUCUCUUCGCAGUCAUACUAUCAAUUGAAUAGGCAGUAG
Messenger RNA from Ilex paraguariensis (yerba mate), 1319 nucleotides. NCBI's taxonomy places the organism in Eukaryota, Viridiplantae, Streptophyta, Magnoliopsida, Aquifoliales, Aquifoliaceae. The record is from the annotation of a GenBank genome assembly.